UGAUAAGAAUGCUAACUGAAUUUUAUCAGAUAUAAAACAAAUGGACAGCUCAAGAAAAUGCAACUUGAUAGGACAUUCCAGUUCACAAGAAGUUGUAGAAGAACCCUCAAAAGAGGGAAAUAGAGGUGCCAUAAAAUACUCUAAACUGUUAAUUUUGUCACAGAUUACACAGGCCAAUAAAAAAAUUAAAACUUAAAAAGAAGUUUCGAACUUGAAAAAGAUUCAGCACCCUAAAAAAAUAUGCUUCUAGAAGGAUUCUAUUUUCUUAAUUAAAGGUACUACUCCGAUUGUUGAGUGAAAAGCAACCAUGAGAAAUGAAACCAAUACCUUGACUAAAAGAGACAGAUCUCAUCAGAGAGAUAGAAAGUUCAGGUUUCUCAAGGAUGAAAAAGACUGGGUAUCUUUCUCUCUCAAAAAAUAACCCCUCUUCUUACACAGCUCUGAUCGAUCAGAAUUAGAUUUUUCAAGAACAAGCCAAAGAAUUCGUGAGUUUGUCUCAAGUCAGAACGGCUCUGUAUUUGAUUCGAACUCUGAUAUCCGCAACUUUGAUAUUAAACAUGGGAUCUUUCGAACGAACAAGGCAAAGCCUUAUUCUAAAUUCAGAUUUCAGAAUGCUAUGUAAGACAAAGUCCCAGCUAUUCAAGACGUACAGAAGCAAACAGAACAACUUCUAAACACUCAAAAGAGCAGCACAAGCUGAAGCACAGAGUGUUAGCAAUGGGAGUGACGAGUGGGCAAAGGAUUUUGGAAAGAAGGAAUAGCAAGAAGAGGAAAUUGAAGUGGGAGCUUUAGGGAUU
Messenger RNA from Moneuplotes crassus, 797 nucleotides. The record is from the annotation of a GenBank genome assembly. Lineage: Eukaryota; Ciliophora; Spirotrichea; Euplotida; Euplotidae.